Molecule: messenger RNA, 768 nt
Organism: Drechmeria coniospora
Lineage: Eukaryota; Fungi; Ascomycota; Sordariomycetes; Hypocreales; Ophiocordycipitaceae
Exons: 2
Coding region: 1-768 (255 amino acids)
Source: RefSeq, a predicted model, not a curated record
AUGCACACAUUUACAGUUGUUGACGUCUUCGAUGUCUUAAACAGCACAAAGUGUCGUCGUGAGCAAGCGGCUGAUACAACCUGCCCUAUCGGGUUCCUGGCAAUGGCCAUGACCAUGGCCGAUUCCGCGCUUGUUCAAUUUCCUCCAGGGGGUUCUCGGAGCAGUGUCAUGCCAUUUUCUAAAGAUGGAGUCCUCGACUUUUGCGACAUAACAACUGAAAUGCUAAGUGGAGCGACGAAACCGGGUGUUGGGUUGAGCGGGUCCGAGUACGAGUACGAGUACGAGUACGAGAACGAGAACGAGCACGAGAACGAGCACGAGAACGCGCUUGAUCCCACGCUUACGGAUUACGCGUUCAUGAACAAUUCGUUACAUGGCGAUGACUUCGUACGGUACGGAGUAAUACUUGCAGCGCACACGUACUUGUACUGUACUUACUCCUUACUUAUAUAUAUUGCUGUACCACAUACCUAUACAGUACGUAUACAGUAUACUGAUACUUGCAUCUCAUCAACAGCAGCCGCAUCAGCACCGACGCCCAAGGACGAGAACAAGUGUGUUGACAACCUGUAUUUCAUUUCAAGCUUAGUCUCAAUUGUUAUUUCGGUAGUCACCGAAUAUGCAUGUCAAAUGGUAUAUCGUCAGCUAGAGAUCCUCCCAAAUGUGUCCCAAAGACGCAGAAAGAAGAACGAAACGGCCAUCCAUCCAAUCCAUCAAGCAGAGCGUCGAGCCUCCAUGCUCACCGAACAUGCUGACCCAGCAUGCUGA